CGGCACUGAGACGGUGGAAGUCAUGGCACGGCGUCCUCAGCAACGAGCUCCGCCAAGUCCACCGUUCAAGCAGAAGCAGCAGUUGCGGAGGGUCACACCGUCGGAGUCGAUGCAGCACGCGCGUUACAAAAAGAGUGGCUUCAGCGAUGGAAUGCUUCCGGAUGCCAGCACCAUCAAGCAAGCAAAGCGGCUUUCGACAAUCCUGGGAGGAAUCGUGAGCUGGGAAUCGCGCAUAGGGGACACCAAGCGAGAGAGAGAGAGAGGAGAAGAAAUGUGUUGGGGCGAAGCGGAGAGCGGACAAGAAGGGGCACUGAGAGACUGGAGGUAGCGUUCGGGAGGGUGCAGGCCCGCACAAGCUUCACAUGUGUCGUCAAGGCCCUUUCUCUAUCGUGAGCCUUGGAACACGAAGCCAAGAGCCGCAGCCGUCGGAUUGCGUUUCACGUGCCUGUAACCGUCCGAUGCGGCGCGGUCGAUUAAUACAGUGGGGUGGGCACUGGGAUGGACGGUGGGGAUGAAACGAGGGCGAGAUCGCAUGGUAGGACUGACAAACCCCUCUCUGAACAGAGUGUAGUUAGCCUUUGAACGAACAGAGCAGACGAAAAGCGACGAGAGGCGACGAGGGGCGACGAGGAAUGGGGAGGGAAUAGGGAAGGAUGGAUGAACAAUGGCGACGGAGAACAUUCCGAAUGGACGAAGAUUAGUUGGGGUUUGGGGUGGCUAACAGCAGGCGGGGCGAGCAGCAGCGUCGUCGUCGUCGUCGUUGUCGUCGUCGUCGCAACCACCCAUGAGACCGAAACAUAACGGCAAUUCGGCGAUGCAUGGUGAGCGUGCGCCGGAGGUGUAAUUGGGCACGUCGUUGGCAGAAGGCGGCGAGGAGGGGGCGGAAGGGGAGCAAGGAAGGCGUCAAAUUGUGGGGUGAAUGGUCGGGGACGGACAGGAGGAGGCGGGGACGGAUGGGGCGAUGGGUCGUCAUCGUCGUCGUCGUCAUGGGCCAUUUGAAAACGGACAAUGAUGGUCCAUUCGUGAUGGGUGUUGUUGCAUCGGGGUGGACGACGGUGGUGGGGGGGUUCUCUUUCUUGAGCUUCCUGGUGAUUGGGGAGAGAUUGCAAACUGGGAGCUGGGGAGGGAGGAAACUGGUGCUGGCUGGCUAUGGCGAGGGGCAGGGAGUGUAGAGGAGGAAGAGGUGAGGUGGUGACGCUAGUGGAGGGAGGUCUUUGUUUUAUUAUUUGCGGCGUUAGUGUGGGUGUUUGGAGAAACUGGGCGAGUUUUUUGAUUGACGUGGAGUGAGACGAUUCAAAUUCCGGAAAGGGUGACGUUGGCGGACAAUUGUAAGAUCGGUAAGAUUUUACAUGGUUGAAGUAGUGAUUUAGCUGCCUCAACGAGCAGGAAGGUUGCUGGUAGUGGAUGCAUUGAAGUUUUAUUUGAGGAAGAACAAUGCCCUACAGUGGGAGAAAAGGCGUGACUUACAAGGAAGUGCGCAUACCGAAGGCGCCUUUAUUGACAUGCCUAACCUGCCCUCUGUGCAACUACUUGAUUUGGGAAGCAACAACAAUAUCAGAGUGUCUCCACACGUUUUGUAAAGAUUGUAUUGCUGCGGAACUUACUAAUGGGGAAUCGGAGUGCUGCCCUGUGUGUCAUGUUGGCCUCGGAACUCUCCCACUGGAAAAACUAAGGGCGGAUCAUCAAUUAAAUGAUUUAAAGGAGAAGCUGUUCCCUAGCAAUGUGAAGAAGAGGAAGCUGGGGCUGGUAUUAGGUAGUCCAGAAACAUCGAACGCGACUAGACGCAAAGAAAGGUCUCUCUACUCUCUUGGGGUAAAGGGCACACCGGCUGAUAAUCCAGGGUAUGCCAAUCGAAAAACGAGGGUAUUACCAGGUAACCAUGGCAGCAGUGAGCCAAGCAGCAUUGACGAGGACCUUGAGGAUGAUGACGACGACGAUGUAGAUGAUCUCUCAGAAGACGAACCCAGCACAACAUUGAAAUUAUCUUACAAUGGACGGUGUACAAGGUCGCGGUCUCCAGAUGAGGCCCCAGAUGUCAAAGUGUACCCUCAUUCAGAGCCUAGGGGACGGAUGGAGGACCUGGCAUCUACUCUUACAGGCGAUGCAGAGUUCCUGCGAGCAUCAAUCUCUGGACACUUUACAACGUCGAAACUGACUCAUCGACUGAAGACUCUUUCUAAUUGCAACAAAAAAUCUGGUUCAUUAUUAGGGUCACGGGAGAGCUUGAAAAAUGCAAGGGGUUCCCGCAAGAAUAACGGAUCUUCGAAUUCUGGUAGAGCUGACAGGGAGGCAGAUGCAAUAAAUACUUUGGAUGUUCUUGCUCAAGUCGCUAAUGCAGAUGCCGCCAGGGAAGAUAUGGGCUCUGGUCCACCUUCUCCUACAUUGCCUUACAUGCACACUCCGAGCAGUGGCAGCAAAUCAGUCCCUGGUCAAAGGGACGUCAGGGAGGGAGUCUUGGCUAAAGUAGGCUCAAACCUUAAAGACAGCUCUCCGGCCACUUCAAACGGUCAGUCGUUGCAAGUGCGUUUACGACAAACUCUGAAUGGUGUCGUGGAACGGCCCUCUAUAAUACGCAAUACUGCUCGUCCAGUUUUGGGAACUCCGGUUUCAGGUCAAUCUUCAAGGACUACUUCAACUGGGAUAUGGUUUCAUCUGGAAUCUGGUGAUUUACAGGCCAAUGAGGACGCACUUCCACCCUUGUCUUAUCCUUACGUACGAAUCAAGGAUGGAAAGUUGCCUGUUUCCAUGGUGAAGAAGUAUCUCGUUCAAAAACUUUCGCACAAAGUGAAAACUGAAAUGGAUGUAGAGAUAACUUGUCGAGGUCAGCCGGUGGUAUCAAGCCUACCCUUGGAAGGCAUUCGCGAUAUCUGGUUUAGUGCGCAAGUUUCUGAUCAAGCGCAAACCCUACUAUCAACACAAGCACAGGGUGAGGCUUCAACUACUCCAGCGAAUGGGAGUGGCCCUUUAGAACCCCCUUCGGCGACAGACUUUCUCAUGGUGCUCACUUAUAGAAGGCAUCGGCAACUUAGAAUCUGCUGAGACCCUCCACUUGGUUCUAGUUUCAAUUCAUAGUUUUGGUUCUUGGAGGUGCAGGUGUGUGCCAGUCCUUGGCAUGUAUAUCUUGACAGAUGAUGCUUGCCUCACUGCCGGUCAAGAAUGAAUGGACUGCACACGGCCCUGGCACGAAGUACAGUCUGCGUAAGUAACUAUUUAUUAUUUCUAGACCGUGUGCAUUCGAGGCAGAAAAGGUGUGAGUUUGUUGAGCUUAAGAUUCGGCAAUUUUGUAGAUCGUUUGAUUUUUGUGCCUUGGUUUUACUUCUGUCAGCCAUACACGAGUGGUGUACCAGUUUUUCUUUUCACGAAGGAAGUGCAGGGUUCCCUCCUUCUGGUAAACUUCACACGUUUAAAAGGGUUUGCUUCUUGUUUGCGAUGAGUAAGAUCACUGUAUAUGUGUAGAUCCAUAUUUUUGGCAACAGCUGGGUCUAAUUUGCUGGCCAACAUUACCGCUU
Molecule: messenger RNA, 3509 nt
Organism: Physcomitrium patens
Lineage: Eukaryota; Viridiplantae; Streptophyta; Bryopsida; Funariales; Funariaceae
Source: RefSeq, a predicted model, not a curated record